UCUGUUACGGAGGAGAAUUUUACCUGGUUUCCUCAAUCAAUUUGGAGCCAAAAACACUCUCACACAAACAAAGAAAAGAAAAAAAAAAGCAGAGAAAAAUUCUCUGUUCUCACCUUGACGCUUCUUCUUUAUUUCCUUUUUCUUUUCUUCUACAUUUUCCUUUCUUCUUUUCCACCGGUGGUGCAGAGGCUGUUGAUCUUUUGAUUUUGUGACGUGUUUGGGAUGUGAUUUUUCUGGUUCUAAGUGAUCAGAGGAUUAUGGCUACCAAAAAGGAUGAACUAUCUCAGCCACAACAGAAAAUUCCUAACAAAAAGGAAGAGCCGUCACAACAGAAAAUGCCUAGCAAAAAGGAAGAACCGUCUCAAGCACAACAGCAGAGGAUGGGGUCCAAAAAGGAAGAGCCGUCUCAAGGACAUCAGGGAGAUGCUCCAGCUUCUGCUCCAGGUCCACCCGGUCCACCAGGCCCGCCAGAUCAUUUGCAUUCUCGUAGUGGCAACUCGAUUUUAAAGAGCGGGCCACUUUUUUUAUCAUCCAAAGUCCCAAGACAAUGGCUUGGAUUCCUCUGGGUUAUUUUUAUCCCUUUUUUCCCAUACUUUUCUUUGAUUAAAGGAAUUGGAUGGACAUCAUGGAAGAAAAGGUGGUUUAUCUUGACACAUACUUCACUGGUUUUCUUCAGAAGUGAUCCUAAUGCCAUUUCCCAGAAGGGAAAUGAAGUGAAUUUAACUCUUGGUGGUAUUGAUCUCAACAAUUCAGGCAGUGUGGUUGUCAAAGCUGAUAAAAAACUCAUAACUGUACUAUUUCAUGAUGGCCGUGACGGACGAACCUUCACACUCAAGGCUGAAACUUUGGAGGAUUUGUAUGAGUGGAAGGCUGCACUUGAAAAUGCUUUGUCACAAGCACCAAGUUCUGCUCAUGUGAUGGGACAAAAUGGCAUCUUUGGGAAUGAUAAAGCAGAUGCAGUUGAUGGUUCUAAGAAACCAGUGAAUGAUAAACAGCCUGUGAGAUCUACAGUUGUAGGCAGACCAAUUUUACUUGCGCUGGAAGAUGUUGAUGGAUCUCCAACAUUUUUGGAGAAGGCCCUAAGAUUUGUAGAAGAGCAUGGAAUCAAAGUAGAAGGGAUCUUACGGCAAGCUGCAGAUGUUGAAGAUGUUGAGCGCCGAAUUCGGGAAUAUGAACAGGGAAAAAGUGAGUUUUCUUCUGAGGAGGAUCCACAUGUCAUUGCUGAUUGUGUGAAGUAUGUUAUUCGAGAGUUGCCAUCAUCUCCUGUCCCUGCAUCAUGCUGCAAUGCACUACUAGAAGCAUGCCGAACUGAGCAUGGUGCUAGAGUCAAUGCUAUGCGUGUGGCAGUAUUGGACACGUUUCCUGAGCCAAACCGUCGCUUAUUACAGAGAAUCCUAAUGAUGAUGCAAACUGUGGCCUCUAAAAAAACUGAAAAUCGGAUGAGCUCUUCAGCUGUGGCAGCAUGCAUGGCACCCUUGCUUCUUCGCCCCCUUCUAUCUGGUGACUGUGAGAUUGAAAAUGAUUUUGAUGUGGGUGGUGAUGGUUCAAUUCAACUGCUGCAAGCAGCUGCUGCAGCCAAUCAUGCUCAAGCCAUUGUUAUAACAUUAUUGGAAGAGUAUGAUAAAAUAUUUGGGGAAGGUUCUGUUUCCCCUGAUUUAUACUCUGACACGGAAGAGAGUGGAAGUGAAAGCGAGGAGGCAACUGAUGAUGAUGAGUCCUAUGAUGAUGAUGAUGAUGAUGAAGAUUAUGAAGAUGAUGAAUGCGAUGAUGCAACAGAAGGGUCUGUUGCAUACAAUGAUGAGGACUAUGAAACGAGUGGAACAGGCAGCGAGAGUGGUCACUCUGUUAAUAAUGAUCUGGAUGAUGAUAAGGAUUCUGAUUAUUCAAGCUCAGGUUCCGAGUCCUCCAAAGCUGGUGAUGAUUUAAAAGCCACCAAGAAGUUUUCAAGUUCACAUCACUCUUCACUGUCUGAAAAUGAUGAUUCCGAAAGGAGUGAGGAUAAUCAGAGUAGCAAUAGUUCAGCAAUAGAGACCAAUAAGUUUGCUGAGCUGUCCAAAGGUGUUCAAGGAGUAACCGAGUUGGAUGAUAGGUUAACUCAUCAUAAUCAAAUCUCAUGUGUCCCAAAAUCCACAUCUAUUGGAAACGGACCUGGCCACAACGUUAGGCGUCCCACUGUUUGGGGACGUACUACUACAAAGAAGAACCUUUCUAUGGAAUCCAUUGAUUUUCCAUGUGAAGAAGAGGCUGAAAUAGAGACACUUGAGGCUGAAAAGUCUGCAUUGCAAAAGAGACUUGCAGAAGAGAUUGAGCGUAAUGCCAUUCUCGAAGCCAGCUUGGAAAAACGAAAGAAGAUAUUGCAUGGGCGUCGUCUAGCUCUUCAGAAAGAUGUAGCAAGAUUAGAGGAAGAGUUGCAAAGGCAGAGAGAUAAAAGAACAGCUCUCGAAGCAGGACUUAACCCAUCUCAAGGACCCAUAUUUCUCCCAGCUACAAUUGAUGAAAAGACAAAAGCAGUUCUCAAGGACAUAGCUCAAGCAGAGGCAGACGUAAUCAAUUUGAAAAAGUCUGAUGAUCUGGGGAUGCAGCUUAAUCAGCAGCUUGAGCAACAUUCUCUUUCCAUGAAUGAUUCGUGCAAUCAACAUCAAUCAAAUUAUCAAGCUAAAAUCAAGGAUAAACCAAAGGGUAACGAAGCUGCUUUUGAAAGGUCAGGAAGCAAGGACAAAUAUGUGGACAAAGUAGAGUACGAGAAUGAGAAAAAGCAGGAAUCAUCUUCGGCAAAUAAACAUCCACCUAAAAACCAACAGUUGGAUCAUUCAGCUUAUAACAGCAAUCGUGUGUAUGCAGCAGAGACAGUUGCACAGAAACCCCUGGCUUCAGGUAAUUCCAAGAAGUCUGCUACGAAGGGUGAGGGAGCCAAUUCCACAACUUCAGCACUGACAAAACUGACAACCCGGCUCAACUUUCUGAAGGAGCGUCGAAGCCAGAUUACAAAUGAACUCCUAGGUAUGGAGAAAGGCCGAGGUUCUAGUCAAGCUGUUCCAAGCUCAGAUAAAGGCAAAGGACAAGAACCUAUUCAAUCUAUUCAAAAUCCGGACAAAGGUAGAGGACCAGACGUUAGCCCAUAACUCUAGAAUCCAGACAAAUGGGUUGGAUAAGAAGGCCAAACAGUUCCACUCGCAAAAAAAAAAUUAGGAAAUCAGAUAACUGAACCUGGAUGGAGGUAAAAUCCUGAAGGCCAAUAAAAACAGGAGACGAUCUGAUUGCCAUGGUGUCCUACUGUUCCAAUAAAGCUCAACAAUUAGGUCAGUCACUUUCUAGUCCAAGGAUUUACGCCAGAUGAUAAGUGGGUCAUGUAUGAUCUCUCAGUCAUUGUUUCUGCAUGCAACAUUUGUUUAUAUCCCUUCGAAUUCACCUUAGGCUGACGAUGAUGCUUUGAAUACGAUUAAAGUUUACCAGAGAGAGAUGCUAGGGGACUGAUUUUGAUGCCCAUACUUAAAGGAGAGGCUGAUAUCCCUUAAUCCAAGAUGUACAUAUCAACUAGUAUGUCCAAGCUGAAUAAUUUAAAAUCUUGGUGACUGAUUUUUAUUGUCAGAAACCAAGUAGGGUUGUAUAACAACUACGUGCUUUUUUAUGGGCAAAAUGCAAAUACAACUUUUAAUUUAAAAAGAUUUCUCGUUUGAUAUUGAUACAGCCUGAUGAAGGUGAGUCUAGGAUCUAGCCUCGAGCCAGAGGAGAACUUUUUAUCUCAACCCAUUACUUUAUAAAAACCCGUUUUUUGUUUCGAUGUUUGCUUCUGUCAUGUGACCCAGCAUAAUUUUGGUUUUUUUCUUC
Messenger RNA from Durio zibethinus, 3828 nucleotides. Its product is annotated as rho GTPase-activating protein REN1-like. Gene Ontology annotation, biological process: signal transduction. The record is from RefSeq and is a predicted model, not a curated record. NCBI's taxonomy places the organism in Eukaryota, Viridiplantae, Streptophyta, Magnoliopsida, Malvales, Malvaceae.